Molecule: messenger RNA, 1759 nt
Organism: Prunus avium (sweet cherry)
Lineage: Eukaryota; Viridiplantae; Streptophyta; Magnoliopsida; Rosales; Rosaceae
Product: Exostosin family protein
Molecular function (GO): glycosyltransferase activity
Source: RefSeq, a predicted model, not a curated record
AAAUUCUAAUUACCCUUUUUCAUUAACAAAAAUAAAUAAAUAAUUAAACACAGUGCCAGCCGACGUCGUUUUCAUCCAAUGCCUUCUUCCCCAGAAGCGGAAGAACAACUCCAGCCACUGACAGUCUGAAACUCAUUCCCAGAGUCCGAAAAUGGGUAGUGUUAACAACAAAGCCCGACCUUUCGGCGGGCAGCACCACCACCAGCAGCCUCUUUGCACCCGCACGCACCAGAUCGGAGCCCUCCUCUUGGUCGCCGCCACCUUCUUCUUCACAAGCCUCUUCGACCGCUCCUUCCGCCCCUGCGCCUCUCACUUCUCCACCGUUGAUCUCAUCCCCACUUCUCGGAGCUCCGUCCAUGUCUCCGACGGUCGAGAUCUCUUGUGGCCCCAUCGGGGGUACGGGCCCCACCUCGACCUCAAAAUCUACGUCUACGAUGACAGCGAGAUCGAUGGCCUCAAGGCCUUGAUGCACGGGAGGGAUGGCACUAUCGACUCCAGUACUUGCUUGAAAGGUCAGUGGGGCACUCAGGUUAAAAUACACAGGCUACUGCUAAAAUCGAGGUUCCGAACACGGAAGAAAGAGGAAGCAGACCUAUUUUUUGUGCCUGCGUAUGCUAAAUGCGUUCGAAUGAUGGGUGGUCUUAAUGAUAAGGAGAUUAACCAGACAUAUGUGAAGGUGUUAAGUCAAAUGCCAUAUUUCAGGCGAUCUGGCGGCCGUGACCACAUAUUUGUUUUCCCUAGUGGUGCUGGAGCUCACCUAUUUAGAUCUUGGGCAACAUACAUAAAUCGUUCCAUUAUUCUUACCCCUGAGGGUGAUCGCACUGAUAAGAAAGAUACAAGUGCCUUCAAUACGUGGAAAGAUAUCAUUAUUCCUGGGAAUGUUGAGGACGGGAUGACUACAAAUGGGGCCACCUUGGUUCAUCCUUUGCCAUUGUCAAAACGGAAGUUUUUAGCAAACUAUUUAGGCCGUGCACAAGGAAAGGUUGGCCGUCUUAAGUUGAUAGAGCUUUCAAAGCAAUUUCCAGAUAAGUUGGAAUGCCCAGAGCUGAAGUUCAGUGGUCCUGACAAAUUGGGAAGGAUAGAUUAUUUUGAACAUCUGCGCAACGCCAAGUUCUGCCUUGCUCCACGUGGGGAGUCAUCUUGGACUCUUCGUUUUUAUGAGGCUUUCUUUGUGGAGUGUGUCCCUGUGAUAUUAUCAGAUCAAGUAGAAUUGCCUUUCCAGAAUGUUGUUGACUACACCCAGAUAUCAAUUAAAUGGCCGUCCACUCGAAUAGGUCCCGAGCUUUUGCAGUACCUAGAGUCAAUACCAGAUGAAAAUAUAGAGGGGAUGAUAAGCCGUGGCAGACAAGUAAGAUGUUUAUGGGCCUAUGCUUCUGAAUCAGCUUCAUGUUCUGCAAUGCAUGCAAUUCUUUGGGAACUUCAGAGGAAAGUCAGGCUGUUUCACCAGUCAACUGAAACAUUCUGGCUGCACAAUGGAUCUGUUGUAAAUAGAAACUGGGUACAGUUUUCUGAUUGGAGACCGCCAAUGCCUUUGCCUUGAUUAUCAUAUUAUGCAUGGAAUGCCGAUCUAUACAGCCUCUUUGUAUAGUCUCUGUGCCUUUCUAAAGUUCAUAAGUUAAUUUUUUUUAUUCAUAACUAAAUAUUUGUUGUAUACAGUUUAUUGAUAUAUCUUUUUAGUCUAGUGAAAAGUUCCAGGUGUUUACGACUUUACAUACUACAGAACAUCUCCUAUCAGAAAAAUAUUGCCCGUCUCUGUCUC